UCUGCUACCCAAUGCCUGUCCGCUCUAUUUCGCUUGAACCACACGGUCUCCGAAAUUAACGAUAGUCGGGAUGUCGUGAGGACUAGUCAGCCGCCUGUUGGGUGAUAGGCUACCUUGCAGUAGGGUACCCGCCCGGUACAUCCUGAAUAUGGUUACAUUAGAAUAACGGGUAACCACAGUCAUUGAAUCACAAUCUGCAGGCAGGUGAUUGGCUGCAAGAUGACGGAGGUGGAGCUGAUGCUGGACUUUGCCUCAUCUGGCCGCUCCGGGCGUCGCAACGCCCUCCCUGACAUCCUGGGCUCCCCAGCAGGGGUCAACCCAACAGACCUGCCACUCAAACUAGCCCAGCUGUCUGUCACCGAUGGACCUGGUGGGGCUCAGUCUCCCAGCUCAGAGGAGCCCCCCAGCCCAACCGACGGCAGCGCAGGCCAAGAGGGGUCAUAGAAUUCUCACCCUUCUAGAACACCCCGCCCAAUGGCAGUGCCAUGGAGACGUGUGAGCGCUGGGAGAGACACAGGGGAGACGAGACGAGACGAGACCAUAGACUGUAUAUAUAGAACAGUCUAUGGACGAGACGAGACAUGGGGGAGACUGACUGACGUCGGAGCUCUGUCUAGAUAGCCUUGUGUAGUAGUGUGUGCAAGUGUGUGUGUUGCUUCCCAGCUGUGAGCACUGCAUGGGUCAGCAGAAGGAGUGGACAGGAGGGGAGAGUAGUGACCAGAGAGAAGAGGAGAGCUGCU
Molecule: messenger RNA, 740 nt
Organism: Sardina pilchardus (European sardine)
Lineage: Eukaryota; Metazoa; Chordata; Actinopteri; Clupeiformes; Clupeidae
Product: cAMP-dependent protein kinase inhibitor alpha-like
Exons: 3
Coding region: 220-444 (74 amino acids)
Biological process (GO): negative regulation of cAMP-dependent protein kinase activity
Cellular component (GO): nucleus; cytoplasm
Molecular function (GO): cAMP-dependent protein kinase inhibitor activity
Source: RefSeq, a predicted model, not a curated record